AAAACGUAAAAUCGUGAAGUUGUGAAAAAAUGAUAUACCUUUGGCUUGAAUGGAAGUUUUAUAUGGUGCCAAGAAAUCAUCAAUGGCGAAGCAGCAGAAAUCGGUAACAGAUGCUACAAGACCGCCUCUUGUUCCAACGGAGAAGAACAAUGCGGUUGUUGUGACGCGCCGUGCUAGAACAAUGGAGGUUAGUUCAAGAUACAGAUCACCAACUCCUACUAAAACUAGGAGAUGUCCUUCACCUAUUGUCACCAGGACUGUGUCUCCUUCAGCCUCUCAAUCGCUAUCGAAAAGAGCGGUUUCAGCGGAAAGGAAACGUAGUCCUUCGACACCAACUACUCCGUCUACACCGGUUAGUGAUGUAUUGAUAGAUUUACCGGUUUCUUCUAGGAGACUAUCUACUGGUCGUUUACCUGAAAGCUUAUGGCCUUCUACUAUGAGAAGCCUCAGUGUUUCUUUUCAGUCUGAUUCAGUCUCAGUUCCAGUUAGUAAGAAGGAGAAACCGCUUGUUACUUCUUCGAUUGAUCGGACAUUGAGACCGUCUUCUUCGAAUAUAGCGCAUAAGCAGCAGAGUGAGACAACCUCUGUGUCGCCUAAACAUAUGCCCGAGAGGAAAAGAAGUCCACUGAAGGGAAAGAAUGUGUCUUCUGGUCAAUCAGAGAAUUCAAAACCUGUGGAUGGUUCUCAUAGUAGGUUAAUACCACCACAGCAUCGAUGGCCUAGUCGAAUUAGGGGGAACAGAAGCUUUGAUCUUGGCGAUAAAGCGGUCAGGAGAGUGUCAUUGCCUUUGUCCAAGAAAAGCUCUAAACCUUUGCAUUAUAAGUCUUCUAGUGACAUAGAAAGGUUGUUGUCUUGUUAUGAAAAUGGUGGACUAGAAGUUUUGUCUUCAACAACUUCAGAAGAUAGUAGUAGCACUGAGUCUCUCAAGCUUUUUUCUGCAAGUUCGAUACCCAGGUUGCAUCCAAUGUCUGCUCCUGGAUCACGCGCUGCUUCACCGAGCAGAUCCUCAUUUUCAUCAUCAUCCUCUAAUUCUCGAGGCAUGAGUCCUUCAAGAGGAGUGAGUCCUAUGAGAGGAUUGAGUCCUUCAAGAGUGGGAAACCACUCUUUUGUGAGAUCGCCUACACCGUCAUCAAGAGGUGUAAGUCCUUCCCGGAUAAGACAAACCGCGCAAUCCAGUAGUAACACAACCUCGGUUCUUAGCUUCAUUGCGGAUGUCAAGAAAGGAAAAAAGGCGACUUACAUCGAAGAUGUUCAUCAACUACGCUUGCUCUAUAACAGAUAUUCGCAAUGGCGGUUUGCAAAUGCUCGAGCUGAGGGAGUUAGCUAUAUUCAAAGCUUGAUAGCUGAGGAAACUCUAUACAAUGUUUGGCAUGCAAUAUCAGACUUAAGGGAUCUCGUGACAACACAAAGAAUUUGUCUCCAACAGUUGAAGCUAGAAAUCAAGCUAGAAUCCAUUUUAAAUGAUCAGAUGGUUUGCCUUGAGGAUUGGGCUAUGCUUGAGAGAGAACACAUUAGUUCUUUAGCUGGAGCAAUUGGGGACUUAGAAGCAAAUACACUCCGGCUUCCACUAGCCGGAGGAACAAAGGCGGACCUCGGAUCUCUGAAGUUAGCUAUGUCCUCAGCUCUUGAUGUAAUGCAGAGUAUGGGAUCAUCCAUCUGGUCUUUACACUCGCAAACCAAGGAGAUGAAUAAACUUGUUUCGGAUCUCGCUGUUAUAGCUAAGAAGGAGAAUUUUUUGCUUGACAAAUGCAAAGAUCUUCUGACAUCAACUGCAGUCAUGGAGAUAGAAGAGAGAAGCCUCAAGACUCAUAUGAUACAAAAGAAGAAAGAAGCAGAAGAAGUAAGAAAUGAUGCAGAGUCUCCAUUAUUGACAUUAAGCAAGAUUCCAUGGCCUUAACAACAACACACUUAAAAAAUGACUUGUAAAUUGCCCUUUUUGGCUCGCAUUUUCUUCUGCCAUUUUGUCUUUAACUUGUAGGGAAAAGAUGUGAAGAGGUUUAAAGAAAAAUCAAUGAAGAAUAUGCAAUUUAAUUAUACACAUGUAAGCUCAAUUAGUUUAGUGAUCAGUGUAAAAUAAAAACGAUUGGCUAUU
Arabidopsis arenosa is the source of this 2092-nucleotide messenger RNA. The record is from the annotation of a GenBank genome assembly. NCBI's taxonomy places the organism in Eukaryota, Viridiplantae, Streptophyta, Magnoliopsida, Brassicales, Brassicaceae.